Paralichthys olivaceus (Japanese flounder) is the source of this 1688-nucleotide messenger RNA. Lineage: Eukaryota; Metazoa; Chordata; Actinopteri; Pleuronectiformes; Paralichthyidae. The record is from RefSeq and is a predicted model, not a curated record.
AUGGUGUGUAGUGAUUCAGACGGCCGUCGACUCAAUGCCAAGGCGCACAGUAGUAAUUACAAUAUACGCAGUUCAGCUCCGGUUGCUCAAAUAAAUCUUCCAGUAUUUCCACAGCGGCUUUGUUCAACACAGCAAAGCAACGGCUACAACCACAAUCUCCUUUCCCCGGCUGAACUUCUCUCUCCCUCUGACCUCACCCGUGUUUUACUCCUCCAGUCCAAGAGGCGUUCGCAGGGCCUCUCCCUCGACACCAUCUACCACUGUCUGAACCGGACGGUGCUCUACCAGCUCUGCCGUCCCCACAAGACGGUCGCUCAGCAGGUGGCCCUGCUGGACGCCCUGCGGGUCCUGACCGUCAACCGCAACCUGGUGCUCGGGCCGGGCAACCACGACCAGGACUUCGUGGCGUGUCUGGCUCACUGCUUCAUCUGCCUGCACAGUGGGAGCAGCGUGGAGGGCUUCGGUCUGGAGGCGGAGGCCAGAAUGACGACCUGGCAUGUCAUGAUGCCCACAGAAAACGAGGCUGAUGCCACACACAGCCAGGACGUCAGCGAGGGGCGGCAGCUGCUGUUGAAGGCUGUGAACCGCGUGUGGACGGAGCUGAUGCACAGCAAGCGUCAGAUGCUGGAGGACAUCUUCAAGGUGUCUCUGCCCUGUAACGACCGAGGCCACGUGGACAUCGUCACGGCCCGGCCCGCCCUGGAGGAGCCGGCCCUGAAGAGCUGGCAGAACCACCUGGUCCAUGAGAAGAAGUGCAUCAGCCGCGGUGAAGCGGUGGCACCGGCGACCCAGUCCAAACUGUCCAGAGUCAGCAGCGGCUUCGGUCUCUCCAAGCUGACGGGCGUCCGCCGCAACAAGAAGGAGAACAGCCUGAACAAGAACAGCCUCUCUGCACAGGAGACAUUCCAGUGGAUGUUCACACACAUUGCUGUUGUUCGAGACCUGGUGGCCAUGCAGUACAAAGAAUAUCAAGAGCGGCAGCAGAACACUCUCAAGUACGUGACCGAGGAGUGGGCGUCCAUCGAGUACGAGCUGCUGCGUGAGCGCGGCCUCUGGGGGCCCCCCAUCGGCUCCCACCUGGACAAGUUCGUGCUGGAGAUGACGGAGGGGCCCUGCAGGAUGAGGAAGAAGAUGGUCCGCAACGACAUGUUCUACAUCCACUACCCAUACAUCCCUGAGACGGAGACAAACACCAACUCUGCGCAGAAGCCUCUGCGUUACCGGCGAGCCAUCAGCUACGACAGCAAAGAGUACUACGUGCGUCUGCUGUCUGGAAACCCCGGCAUGUACCAGCACUCUGUGGAGCACAGCACCGAGGGAGAGACCACGCAGCACGAGCCCGAGCACGGAGAGGACACCAUCGCGAGGGUCAAAGGUCUGGUGAAGGCCCCUCUGAAGAGGUCUCGGUCCACGGCGGACGGAGCGGACGAGGACAGUCAGGAGCAGCUUCAGGAGCAGCUGUUGGAGUCAGGAGGCCCAGAAGAGGAGCAGAGGACCGACAACACAUCACUGCUGCGCCUCCUGGAGGAAGGAGAGAAGAUUCAGCACAUGUAUCGCUGUGCCAGAGUUCAGGGUCUGGACACCAGCGAGGGUCUGCUGCUGUUCGGAAAGGAGCACUUCUACGUCAUCGACGGCUACACCAUGACCGUGUCCAGGGAGAUCAGGGACAUUGACACGCUGCCGACAAA